AUGAAGGUCUUCCUGUUUGGUAUUCUACUCAUUCUUCCAUUUGUCUUCUUUGGUAAGUUCCACCAACUGUGGCCUCUGAUUAUUCUGCAAAACCCAGCGCAUGAAAGUACAAAACGUUUAGCGGCACCUUUCCUCCAUUCAUAGAUUCUGCAGUUGGGAAUAGUACUGAUGCUUCGUCUACUGCGGCAUCAUCGGACACGGCAUCCUCAAGUGUGUCUGCUGGUGGCGUCGACAGCUCGGACAGUACCGAUGAUGGUUCUAUAACGACAUCCGGUGUUUCCGCCUUCUCGACGGCUCACUUCUACCUCAUCCCACUUCUACUUGCCCUGUCUGCAAAACUUUGCUAA
Spirometra erinaceieuropaei is the source of this 347-nucleotide messenger RNA. The record is from the annotation of a GenBank genome assembly. Lineage: Eukaryota; Metazoa; Platyhelminthes; Cestoda; Diphyllobothriidea; Diphyllobothriidae.